This is a messenger RNA of Oryzias latipes (Japanese medaka), 6061 nucleotides long. It is a transcript of the gene bicd1a, whose product is annotated as bicaudal D homolog 1a. Gene Ontology annotation, cellular component: Golgi apparatus; cytosol. Gene Ontology annotation, biological process: microtubule anchoring at microtubule organizing center; regulation of microtubule cytoskeleton organization; protein localization to organelle. The record is from RefSeq and is a predicted model, not a curated record. NCBI's taxonomy places the organism in Eukaryota, Metazoa, Chordata, Actinopteri, Beloniformes, Adrianichthyidae. Gene Ontology annotation, molecular function: cytoskeletal adaptor activity; dynein intermediate chain binding; dynactin binding.
UCUCACACAAAGAAGACCGUUUUCAUUGUUAUUUCUUGUCGAAAAAUACAACUUGGCAUUUAUUCCACCAUUAUUUGACACAGAUUGUAGAAACACAAAGAAAAAUGUAAAUAAUCACAAUUCUACCCCUCUUUUUCCAGAUAGAUAGAUAGAUAGAUGCGACAUUCUUUAUGUUGUGACAUUCUUUAUCCAACAGGUGGCGCUCGUGCCUUCAUGAAUAGGCAGAAAUAAUUGCAUUUUUUCUUUUUUAGAGGAAUAGACCGGAAUUCAUUUUACAGAUACUGUCAUCUUUACUAAAGUGAUGCUGUAGAGCCGCAGCUGCGCCCAGGACGCAUCGAUGUUUGGACACUGUUCCUGCUCUUCAGCUGCUUUUCACUCUGUGACGGGGUGUGGAGGGGGGGUUUCAGCCUCCGCCCGCCUCGUUGCCCCGGAAAGGUGGUCAGGCUGAGGUGAACGACGGACCACCAGAGGGGUAAUUCCGACCCAACUGCCACAGAGGGGCGAUGGCCGCCGGGGGAGGAUGCGCGCGCUCGAUGGAUCAGUACCGGGCCGAGGUGGAGAGGCUUAUGCAGGAGCUGGCCGAGGCGAACCGGGAGAAGAUCCGCGCGGCGGAGUGCGGUCUGGCCGUCCUGGAGGAGAACCAGACGCUGAAGCAGAAACACGCGGAGCUCGAGACGGAGCAGGAGAGCCUCAGGAAGGAGCUGGAGCAGCUGCAGGAGGCGUUUGGCCAAGCGUACAGCAACCAGCGUAAAGUGGCUGAAGAUGGAGAGACCAUCGAGGAGACGCUGCUGCAGGAGUCAGCCUCCAAAGAGGCCUACUACAUGGGCCGCUUGCUGGAGCUGCAGACGGAGGUGACGUUAAGUCGCUCAGUGGUGUCCAACGCUCAGGCGGAGAGCGAGAGGCUCAACGCUCUGCUGCAGGAGCUGCAGGAGAGCAAUGAGAUUCUGGAGCUGCAGCGGAGCAGGAUGAGGGAGGAGAUCAAGGAGUACAAAUUCCGAGAGACCCGGCUGCUUCAGGACUACACGGAGCUGGAGGAGGAGAACAUCACGCUGCAGAAGCUGGUGUCCACGCUCAAACAGAGCCAGGUUGAGUACGAAGGACUAAAACAUGAAAUCAAGGUCCUGGAGGAGGAGACGGUCCUGCUCAACAGCCAGCUGGAAGAUGCUCUGCGCCUGAAGGAGAUCUCGGAGAGCCAGCUGGAAGAAGCGCUGGACGCCCUGAAGAGCGAGCGCGAGCAGAAGAACAACCUGAGGAAGGAGCUGGCCCACCACAUCAGCCUGACGGACAACGUUUACGGAGCGGGGGCCCACCUGGCCCUCACCGUCACCGGCGUCGAGGGCCUCAAGUUCCCAGAAGAGCCCAACGCCGCAAACAGCGGCCACCCCGCAGCCAACGGCAACAUGGAGGACAGCAACCGCUGCAACGGUCACCUCCACGGCAACGCUGGCCUGACGAAAAUGAACGGCGACUACCGGGCGGGCCGGAAAGGGGAGGGGCUCGUGCCCGACCUGUUCAGCGAGCUCAAUCUGUCGGAGAUGCAGAAGCUGAAACAGCAGAUGCUGCAGGUGGAACGUGAAAAAGCGGCGCUGCUCAUGAACCUGCAGGAGUCGCAGACCCAGCUCCAGCACACGCAGGGAGCCCUGAGCGAGCAGAGCGAGCGCCUCCAUCGCCUCACGGAGCGCGUCAACGCCAUGAAGCGUCUGAACGGAGACAAAGAGCUGGACGACCCACAGGAGAGCGAGAAACCCGACGGAGGCUCACUGCUGUCGUCGGCUAACAGCCACGCAGACCAGGACAGCCAAGGCUUUGAGAUUCUGGAGUGUAAGUACAAAGUGGCGGUUACGGAGGUUAUCGACCUGAAGGCGGAGCUUAAGGCCCUGAAGGAAAAGCACAAUCAAGCAGUGGAGGGACAAGGAGACAGCAACACUGAUGACCGGGUCCAGGCGCUGACUGAACAGAUAUCGCAGUUGGAGCGAAAGUACCAUGAGAGCCAGGAAAGGGCGGCGAGCCUAGAGGCGGAGCUCCGAGCGACAGCAGCCACUGCCACGGAGAGCCAGGGCAUGCUGAACGCGGCUCAGGAUGAGCUGGUGACGUUCAGCGAGGAGCUGGCCCAGCUGUACCACCACGUCUGUCUCUGCAACAACGAGACCCCUAACCGCGUCAUGCUGGACUACUACCGCCAGAGCCGCAUCACACGCGGCGGCAGCCUCAAAGGCCCCGAGGAUCCUCGCGCUCUGCUGUCCCCCCGCCUGGCACGGCGGCUCGCCGCGGCCUCUGCCGCCUGCUCCCCUGAUGCCCCACGGAGUCCCAUGGACUCCCCAUCCAAAGACAUUCACCAAAGCGAGGCGACCGCCAACGCAGUCGACUCGUCUUCAUGCCAUGGCAGCCCCAACAGGAGCGCCACCGGCUCUCCUGUCAUCACCAUCUUCCCCUGUCCGUCACCCGUGUCCUCAGAGGCAGGCGGAGACCUGCGGAAGGAGCCCAUGAACAUUUACAACCUGAAUGUCAUCAUUCGAGACCAGAUCAAACAUCUCCAGAGGGCCGUAGACCGCUCGCUGCAGCUGUCCAGGCAGAGAGCUGCAGCCAGGGAGCUGGCUCCCAUGCUGGACAGAGACAAAGAGUCCUGCAUGGAGGACAUCCUCAAGCUCAAGUCCCUGCUCAGCACCAAGAGGGAGCAGAUAGCCACUCUCAGGCUGGUGCUCAAAGCCAACAAACAGACAGCAGAAAACGCUCUGGCCAACCUGAAGAGCAAGUAUGAGAAUGAAAAGGCCAUGGUGACAGAGACCAUGAUGAAGCUGAGGAACGAGCUGAAGGCCCUCAAAGAGGAUGCAGCCACCUUCUCCUCGCUCAGGGCCAUGUUUGCCACGAGGUGUGACGAAUACGUGACGCAGCUGGACGAGAUGCAGCGGCAGCUGGCAGCGGCGGAGGACGAGAAGAAGACGCUGAAUUCCCUCCUGCGCAUGGCCAUCCAGCAGAAGCUGGCCUUGACGCAGCGCCUGGAGGAUCUGGAGUUUGACCACGAGCAGACUCACCGCGGCCGCGGAGCCAAAGUGCCCAAGAUCAAAAGCAGCCCACCCAAAUUUCUUGUAGAUUGUCAGCAGCCUGCUGCCUCAGUACCGUCACUCUCCUCACAAGUGAGGCGAGGGAGAGCUUCUGUAGUCCGCAGUCGUAAACAUACGAUGGACCUCCAGGAAGCGGCCCUUCGCAGCAGUUGCAGCCUUCUGUCCCCCUGUGACCCUGGCAACUGCCUGGCCCACCAGCCUCACCCCCCCGGGUCCUAACCCAGCCGCUCCAGGCCGGACCCCGGGACUUGUACCAAGACUCACUGGAUGGGUCUCACCUCACCCCAGCACCCCAACCCGGUGCUCCCGCUGCUCCCUGGACUCCGAGGACCGGCGCCGCCUGGUUACCCGGGUCACAGAGGAGGGGCAAAUGGUUCUCGCCUUCUUUGAAAGUGGCGUGACAGCAAAAAGCAGCAAAGGAGCGAGCAGAGGACUAAAUCAUCGCUCUAACUUAAAGUUUUAUUUAUUAUUAAUUUAUCAUUGUUGGUUAUUUAUCUCACAGUUUGUAAUCAUCAUAACGGGUUUUUUUGUGUCUUUUUGCCAUAAAUCCAAGCUUUGUUUGCUGCUGUGGUCAAGAUGAAUGCAUUUGUUCAGAGGAAGAAACAAAAAACUCCCAAAACACCAAACUAAAAACAUUUGAUUUUUUUUAACCAUCCAAAAGAAACCAUCGAUGGAGUUUUUGCAGGGUUGUGUUUGACUUUGUAAAACAAACUAACGCGGUGAAAUAUUUUAGAGCCACUUUUUGUUUGUUGUGGUGGCUGAAUUUCAACUACCUUUGUUAAGUCUGGAGUAACUUUGGAUGCUUUUUCUGCAUCUAGUGCAUGAAAAGGAAUUUCUACUGAUUUUUGUUGGGUUUUUUUUAAAAGCUGAAUGGGAUCAUAUUUGUUUGUCUGCAGCGUAGGAGAUUGAGAUCAGUACUAAUUCUGAUGGUAUUUAUUUUUUCUUUUGCCUUUGAAUUGCACUGGUUUAAAUGCCCACCCAGAAUUUAACACAAGUCAAAAAGUAAGUGUGGAGUUAUUGUCAUAUCAUUGUUGUUGUUUUUCAUUGUCUGUGUUGGCAGAAUCCCAGAAAAUCCCUGGCCAGAUUUUCUGAGCGACAUGUCACUGGAAAGGACAUUUUUGGUUUCCCAAACUGCACUUUUCUGUGAUCGUGACAUUUUGCUCGCCCAUAACCAGAAUGCAGUUCUGUACAAGCACAAUUAUGUACCACACACAUCACAGCAAUACAGCUGCAUAGGUCAGAAAGUGUCCGCACGAAUCAGUUAUUAGCGAGAAUUAACCAGCAAGAAAGAUUUUUUUUUAAAGAAAGUAGGAUGGAGUCAAAUCUUUUUCCUGGGACAAAAUAUUGUUUCAUUUUGAAACUUUGCAUUUUCCCACAAUUCUUUACCUGUCUAGAUAUUGUACACCUUAAAUUCUCCUUUUGUGCAGUCAUAGUUUUGCACAUAUAGCCAUGCAGCAUAAACCACAUAGCCAGUAUUGUUGUAAUGACAGCAUUUCUUUGACGAUGUACACUUUGUGUUACCAGUGUAGCCUCUUACUUUUGCAACUGUAGAGUGAUGUAGACUUGUGAGUCUCCUCUGAACCACCUCUCUGGACACUUUGUUUGCACAGCACUGAUGUGGACUCAGAGAGGAAUGAGAGCCGAAUGCUGUUCUACUGUAGGUUUUACACUCUGUCUACCAUUGAAAGCAGUGUUACGAUGAACUCACAAGAAAAUAAGACCUGUCUUUUGUUCCUGUUUGCUGUUUAAAUUCCAAAAUAAUAAAUUAACAGAAAAAAAAUGCAUUUGCUGAAACUGUGAAGAACCACUGAACAACGACUGCAACGCAAACAAAUCAUAGAACGCAGGUGUGAGGAAAUAAAGCUAGGAAUUAUUAGGAAAUAUAGCUUUCUGCUCCAAAAUAGAUGCAGCAACACUUGAAGUUUAAGAUGCGAGCAGCGUUGUAUGGCCCACAGCCGCUAACUGCCCUUGCUGCUGCUCCCAUUGCCCCUUUUUGCCUGCCCUCACUGGCUGCUGUACGCCCCUCACUCACCCCCUCCCAUCUGCCGUCCUCCUCUGAUCUGUAAAUGAAUGAAAAAGCACUUUUUCCAAAAUGUGUUUAUUUCCAUAGCGAUCAGUAUAUUUUUUGGUCGCCUGGGGGAGACGAAUGUCCUUUCUAGACAAGUAAAGAUUUGAAUUUCUUUCCUAAAAUGGUCAUAUUCUAUGUUGUAUCCUUUGGGUCAGCUUGAGCCAGUGUAUUACAUUUUCACAGUAAUGCCAAUGAAAAAUGUGCGAACAAUAGAUAAAUGUCCCGUUUGCGUGUUCGCCACGCUAACGCCGCUCAAAAUCCACAAACUUUAUUUCUGAUAAUUUUUCCCAAGUAGCUUCCAAAUUAUUCUAUAUUCAUGCAAUACCUAGGAGUUUAAAUCUGUAGCUGGUAAUAACUUUUUGGAAAACUCAAAAUGGCAGCAUUCUCCCAGGUCUCCCAAGGUCAAAGGUCAAUGACACUUCAGCCGUUGUUGUAGACUGUUGGUGUGUGUGUGGAACUCUGUGAAAAUCGCUUCAACAAGUUAUUUAUUUAUUUAUUUUCAGAAAAGGGGGAAAUGUGAAGAUUGCCUAAUUUCACACUUUGCCACAAAGCGGCUGCCAAUCUGUAGGUCCCGUGGCCAUCCCAUAAUAAUAUCAGAUCUUCCUGUAGGCAUCUCAGUGUGUGUUUUGGGUUCAUUGGUGGAUUUUGAAAUAUUUUUUCUGAGAGAUUUCGGCCACAUUCUUUUCUUCUUCAUUCUUUGACGGCUUCUCCUGCUGUGACGUCAUCUUUUGGCUACUAUGCAUGCAGAUUCUGGUGAUUUUCUCAGUAUGAGGAGGGAGGAAGAAUCGCUAAAAUAAUCUGGUCCUUGCCAUCGGUGCAGAACUGUCCAGUUUCCGUUUUUGUAGGUCGGAGUUCUGAUUAUUCCUUCUUUUCAUUAAAACGUGUUUGUAAAUAAAGUUUGACCCUGAAUAACCCACUGGGCCAAAUUUGA